Molecule: messenger RNA, 279 nt
Organism: Debaryomyces hansenii CBS767
Lineage: Eukaryota; Fungi; Ascomycota; Pichiomycetes; Serinales; Debaryomycetaceae
Product: DEHA2G25036p
Exons: 1
Coding region: 1-279 (92 amino acids)
Source: RefSeq, a predicted model, not a curated record
AUGUCGCAGACGUACCUGUGCGAGAAACUUGCAUACGAAAAAUUGUCAAAUAACUUCUUAUUCAAUAGCGUUUAUAUUGACCGGAAAUUCGCCUUUGGAACUUUCAAUAUCGGUAAGCAUUAUCAUGCAUUGGGUCCAUUUCUCAUACAAAAAUAUAUAGACCAAGGGAAAGAAAAUAUACGGAGCAAGGAAAAGAAAAAUAUGAUCGAUUGCCCAAAGAUAAAGCGACGUACGAAAAGUCCGAAGAGUAAUUGGAAACAAUUCACAGUGUCGGAAUAA